ACAGCAGCUAAAACUGAAACAAGAGUUGAGCAAUAUGGCUAUGGCUAUCGCUAUGGCUAUGGCCACAACCUCCAAAAUAUCAAAUCCUUUGAUGUAUAAUUGGUCAGCGCCUCCCAUUAACGAGAAAAAACCCUCUCUCAGAAUGAAUCGGAGUUUCCGUUUGCGAACUCGAUCUUUGUCAAUAGAGACUGAAGUCGCAGACACUGUUGAAUCCCAGUCACUCGUUCGUCGCCUCAUUCUUCUUCGGCACGCUAAGAGUUCCUGGGAAAACCCCUCACUUCGAGAUCAUGAUCGCCCUUUGAGUAAAGCUGGGCGGGAUGAUGCUAUCAAAGUUUCACAGAAGCUUCAACAAUUGGGCUGGAUCCCUCAACUUAUUUUAUCCAGUGAUGCAGUGCGAACCAGGGAGACUCUUAAGAUAAUGCAGGAACAUGUGAAAGGCUUUUUGGAAGCUGAAGUUCAUUUUAUUUCCAGCUUUUAUUCUGUUGCAGCAAUGGAUGGACAAACUGCUGAACAUCUUCAACAAGCUAUAUGUAAAUACUCAACAGAUGAAAUAGUUACCGUCAUGUGUAUGGGACAUAAUAGAGGAUGGGAGGAGGCAGCAUCAAUGUUUGCAGGUGCCUUGAUAGAACUUAAGACAUGCAACGCUGCUUUGCUUGAAGCCUCUGGAAAAUCAUGGGAAGAGGUUAGACCCUUUAUCUUUUUAUAAGCAAUCAAUUAAUCGAGUUGUUACUAUUUACGCAGAAUAUUAUUGUGAAUUUUAGUAUAUUCAACAUCAAUUAGUUCACUGAUUUUUCUAAAAGACGUUCCAUCUUGUGCUGGUCCAUGUGUUCACAUUUGUUACCAAUUAGAACUAUGUGUUUUGAAAAUUCAAUCUCCAUUUUAGAUAGAAUUUUGGUUCAUGUUUUAGAUACUGGUCUUGGACUUGUCAUUUUAGCAUCUCCACAGGCGUAAUUUCAAUUUUGAUUCUGCCAUCCAAGAAGUGGAUUCCAGUUCUCCUAUAAGUGAGAAUCUUUGAUGGUAGAGUAGGCUGAUUUUGCUUGUGGAUACUUCUUGGGGGAUGCAAAUGAAAAAUUCUAUGUUGAGGACUGAGGCAGAAUCUUAAGACA
Molecule: messenger RNA, 1106 nt
Organism: Pistacia vera
Lineage: Eukaryota; Viridiplantae; Streptophyta; Magnoliopsida; Sapindales; Anacardiaceae
Exons: 4
Coding region: 35-706 (223 amino acids)
Source: RefSeq, a predicted model, not a curated record